AUGGACAACGUUUGUCAUGGCUGGGAAGAUACUGCGGGAGAGUUGAACGUGCGGGUCUCGGCCUUACCUCUGGAUGGGGACUCGUUGAAAGAGCAGUUGAUGCGAGAUGAAGAAGACGACAAGGUUGUUGACACCAAAGUGGCGGAGCUCUCCUCUUUGCUCGAGACGGAGGUUGUUGCGAAGGUGGCAGGGAGAAGGAAGAUGUCAUCGUAUGACAAUGUUGUUGGUGGGAAAUUGAAGCUUAAGGGGAAAGCGCUGGAUGUGGCAGGUGGAGUGAAGAAGAAGAAAAAGAAGAACAAGAGAAAUCAAGAUCAACUUCUGCAAGUUGCCGAAGAUGAAAUUUCAGCAGGUGGAAGCGCAGAACAAGCUAAAGAUUCUAAUGAUGAGGACAUAAAUGGGGUGAGCGAAUUGAGCAGUGGGAAAGGGAAGGGUGCCCAUUAUGAUGAUCAUCUGACGCCGGCAGAGAGGCGAUACAUAGAGCAGAGGGAGCAACUUGAUGUUCACAGAUUGGCCAAGAUUUCUAAUAAAUCUCACCGUGAUAGGAUUCAGGAUUUCAAUCAGUAUCUUGCAAACAUGAGCGAGCAUUAUGAUAUUCCUAAAGUUGGUCCUGGAUGA
Sphenostylis stenocarpa is the source of this 615-nucleotide messenger RNA. The record is from the annotation of a GenBank genome assembly. NCBI's taxonomy places the organism in Eukaryota, Viridiplantae, Streptophyta, Magnoliopsida, Fabales, Fabaceae.